AUGGGUUUGUUAGCUACACUUUUGGAGCCCCUAGGGCCCUACUACGCCGAGCUUCAGAAGCUGGGAACCCCCGUUAUCGUGGUCGUGGGUGUCUUGACGUUUAUUGUCCUGAGUGUCGUUAUCAAUGUUUUGAACCAGCUCUUAUUCAAAGACCCGACGAAGCCUCCCGUGGUAUUCCAUUACUUUCCGUUCUUUGGAAGCACUGUCCGGUAUGGAAUGGACCCGUAUGCGUUCUUCAACUCUUGCCAGGAACAAUAUGGCGAUGUUUUUACCUAUGUUAUGCUCGGGAGGAAGAUGACUGCUUGUUUGGGGCCCAAGGGAAACGACUUUGUGUUUAAUGGAAAACUUUCGGAAGUUAGCGCUGAAGAGGCCUACACCCAUCUCACCACCCCCGUCUUUGGUGAUGGCGUCGUCUACGAUGUUCCUAACAACAUUCUCAUGGAGCAGAAGAGGUUUAUGAAAUUCGGUCUUACUGCGGAAACCUUCAAAUCAUACGUCCCCUUGAUUGUGGAGCAAGUCGAAGACUACACCAAGAAAUCCAAAUUCUUCAAAGGUCCUAAGGGAACUGUUUCUCUCUCUGCGAUUAUCCCGGAACUUACUAUCUUCACCGCUGCUCGUUCCCUCCAGGGUAAAGAGGUUCGCGAUGCUCUGGAUGGCUCCUUCGCCAAGCUGUUCCAUGAUCUCGAUAUGGGCUUCACACCAAUGAACUUCCUCUUUCCUUGGUUCCCGUUCCCAUCCAACAAACGUCGUGACAAUGCCCAGCGCACUAUGGCCAAAUUUUACAUGAGCAUCAUCGAGAAGCGUCGCAAGGAAGAGGCUAGUGGUGUCGACCACUCCGAUAUGAUCUGGAACUUGAUGGGGCGCAGUUACAAGGACGGAACACCUGUUACUGACCGCAAUGUCGCACACAUGAUGAUCGCCCUUCUUAUGGCUGGACAGCACACUUCUAUGGCUACCAUCACUUGGAUGCUUCUCCACGUCGCCGAUCAGCCUAAGCUCGUCAAGGAUCUUUAUGAUGAACAAGUCCGCGUUUUUGGAAAUGGAAAGGGCGGCAUUGAGCCUCUCUCAUAUGAGAAGCUAUCUGAGUGCACUAUUCUUAACCAUACUAUCCGCGAGACUCUUCGCACCCACCCCCCACUUCACUCCAUCAUGCGCAAAGUUAAGGCCCCCAUGCACGUUGACGGUACCAACUACGUUAUUCCCAAGGGCCACUACAUUCUUGGCGCUCCUGGUGUCUCUGCCAUGGAUGAGAAGUACUUCAAGAACCCCCAUGUGUUCGACGUUUCUCGAUGGGAAGGCCAGAAGACCGAGGAAGAAGGUGAAAAGAUGGACUUCGGUUUCGGAAUGGUUUCAAAGGGAACUGCAUCUCCAUACCUCCCAUUCGGUGCCGGAAGACACAGGUGUAUCGGCGAGCAAUUUGCCAACGUCCAACUUUCCUCCAUCAUGGCUACCUUUAUCAGGAAUUUUGAAUUGGGCUACCCCGAAGGAUGUGGUGUGCCCAAGCCGGACUACUCCUCCAUGAUUGCACUACCUACACCGCCGUGUACCAUUUCAUGGGUCAAGAGGGAUCCUUAA
This is a messenger RNA of Morchella importuna, 1575 nucleotides long. RefSeq lists its product as uncharacterized. Gene Ontology annotation, molecular function: iron ion binding; oxidoreductase activity, acting on paired donors, with incorporation or reduction of molecular oxygen; heme binding. Gene Ontology annotation, biological process: ergosterol biosynthetic process. The coding region runs from base 1 to 1575 and encodes 524 amino acids. The transcript is spliced from 3 exons. NCBI's taxonomy places the organism in Eukaryota, Fungi, Ascomycota, Pezizomycetes, Pezizales, Morchellaceae. The record is from RefSeq and is a predicted model, not a curated record.